Molecule: messenger RNA, 1513 nt
Organism: Paramecium sonneborni
Lineage: Eukaryota; Ciliophora; Oligohymenophorea; Peniculida; Parameciidae
Source: the annotation of a GenBank genome assembly
AUGAUCAAAAUUUCAAAUAGUAACAUAAAAGAUGAUUUAAAGCAGCCUUUAAUUUAGAAGAGUAAAAUUUUAUUUAAUUAAAAAUUGACAGAGUAAGAUGAUAAUAAAAAAGGAUUUUUAAAAAAUCUUUUCUGUUCGAUUAAUGCUAAAUGGCAUUAUCAUAAAGGUAUUAGAUAAAGGUUAUUUGAUCAAGGUCGUUAUUUUGAUAAUUUUGGUAAAUCUAAUAAAGGUUUGGAAUAAUUUGAUUAAGGUAUUUUAAUUGAUCCAUAAUAUAUAGAUAUUUACAACAAAAAAGGUUGGAUUUUAUAAUAUAAUAACUAGGCAUAGAGUCUCAUAAACAAAAAUAAUUUAAUGAGGCCUUAUUGUAUUUUGAUAAAGUUAUUUAGAUCAAUCCAAAUUGUGUGACAGCAAUAAAUAAUAAAGGUUAAACUAAUCAUUAAUGUUUUAAUAGGAUAGACACUUCAUGAGUUAUAGAGGUAUGAAGAUGCAUUAAAAUGUUUUGAUAAAGCUUUUGAAUUAGAUCAACAUUUCGUCAUAGCUUUAAAUAAUAAAGGUUGAGAAUAAAUAUUCUAUAAUAAGGCUCUACUCUUCAUAAAUUACAGAGAUAUGAAGAAGCAAUAGAAUAUUUUAAUUAAUCUAUUUUGAUCAAUCCAAAUAAUUUUUAAACCUUCAACAAUAAAGGUUACUUUAUUUAUAUGAUUCUAGGAAAAGCAUUAUAUAUGUUAGAACAAUAUCAUGAUGCAAUCAAAUGUUAUGAUAUGGCCAUUCAACUCAAUCCUAAUUAUCACUUUGCUUAUAAUAAUAAAGGUUGUGAUAUUCACAUUUUUUAAAUUAGGCUAAGCUUCUUAGAAAUUAGGUAGAUUUACUGAUGCAUUAAAAUUUUAUGACUAAGCAAUUUAGUUAAAUCCAAAUUAUGUAUAUGUAUAAAUUAAUAAAGGUUUAAUAAAUUGUAUUUUUUUAGGAUAAACAUUUUAAGAAUUAAAAUUAUAUGACGACGCAUUGAAAUGUUAUGACAAAGCUAUUCAAUUAAAUCCUAAUUGUGAAUUAUCUUUUUAUAAUAAAGGUGUUAUAUUAUUAAUAUAUUUAGGUUUAUUACUAAGAUCUUUAAAUAAAAAAGAGGAGGCAUUAGUUUGUUUCGAAAAAGCUAUUGAAUUGCAAUCAAAUUAAGAAACUUUUUAUUAUCAUAAAGGUUAUCAUCAUAACAAAUAUAUAAGGUAUCGUACUUUAUGAACUGUAGAGAUAUGAAGAAGCAUUAAAAUGUUUUGAUAAAGCUAUAUAAUUAAAUCCAAAUUAGACUGCUUUACAUAAUCGAACUACAAUUUAGAAAUUUAUCAAUCAAAUCAAAUAAAAUUCUAAUUAAAAUAAUAAUUUUCUACAAAUAGAUAUAAAUUCAACAAAAGUGUUAGAAUAAAAUUUCCCCAAACUAGAAAAUGAAGUUUUAUCUUAAUAACAGAGUAGUAAUUUUUAAAUCUAAACCACUGAAUUUAAAAUCUAAGAAGGAAAUGAAAUAUGA